Molecule: messenger RNA, 4104 nt
Organism: Colletotrichum karsti
Lineage: Eukaryota; Fungi; Ascomycota; Sordariomycetes; Glomerellales; Glomerellaceae
Product: phospholipid-transporting atpase
Exons: 3
Coding region: 1-4104 (1367 amino acids)
Biological process (GO): endocytic recycling; post-Golgi vesicle-mediated transport; phospholipid translocation
Cellular component (GO): plasma membrane
Molecular function (GO): ATP binding; ATP hydrolysis activity; ATPase-coupled intramembrane lipid carrier activity
Source: RefSeq, a predicted model, not a curated record
AUGGCUGGACGACCGACAGGAGGUCCUCCCGGAGGUCCCUCGAAUAAUGAUCUGCUGUUAGAUCUGGACAACGAUCAGCCUGCCUACGGCGGCGGCCAGCGAUCCGCGAUGAACGAUGACGACCUCAUGCGAUUCCACGGCCACGAUCAAGACCAGGCCCAGGGCCGUCCCUCCGUAUCCUACGACGACUUCGUUGGCGGAGGAGGUGCACCGGCAGGAGGACACAAUGCGCAACAGCCUUCAGCACUGAGGCCGCAGCCCGGUGGUCUCGCGUCCCCGGGCGCUCCCGGCGGCGCUGCUUCCGGCACCCCCUACAUGCAGAGGCAUUACAGCCAAACGUCAGAACUGAACAACUAUCAGCGAUACGCCGACGACUUCGACGACUACCCGGACGGACACGACUCCUACUACCAACAAGGCGGAAGUGCCACGAGCCAGAACAAUGUCGCAGAUCCGUCCGCCAGGGCCAACGCCCGGAACCGUAAUAGCGUUCUCAGCUUGGGCGGCGGCUUCUUUGGCCGCAUGAAGAAUAGACUGGGAAUGGGUCAGGGCUACUCAGAGAUGGAUCUUCCCUUAACGGAGGCAGGUCGCGGACGGGAACCUGGCGCGGAUCAACAAGCCAAGCAGGGCAAGAAGUUCGACAUGGGCAACUUCAAGUUCGGAUUCGGUCGCAGCAAACCCGACCCCUCGACGCUGGGCCCGCGAAUCAUCCACCUCAACAACCCGCCUGCGAACGCCGCGAACAAGUAUGUCGACAACCACAUCUCGACGGCCAAGUACAACAUUGCGUCCUUCCUCCCCAAGUUCCUCUUCGAGCAGUUCUCCAAGUUCGCCAACAUCUUCUUCCUGUUCACGGCCGCGCUGCAGCAGAUCCCUAACCUCUCGCCCACCAACCGAUACACGACGAUUAUUCCUCUCUUCAUCGUCAUGCUGGUCUCUGCAGGCAAGGAAUUGGUGGAAGACUACCGCCGGAAGCAGGCCGACAACGCGCUCAACACGUCCAAGGCGCGCAUUCUGCGAGGCACCGGGUUUCAGGAGAGCAAGUGGAUCAACGUCGCAGUGGGAGACAUCAUCCGCGUCGAGUCGGAGGAACCGUUCCCUGCCGAUCUGGUCCUCCUCGCCAGUUCCGAGCCGGAGGGUCUGUGCUAUAUCGAAACAGCCAAUCUUGAUGGAGAGACCAACCUGAAGAUCAAGCAAGCUCUCCCAGAGACAUGCCCCAUGGUGAGCUCCAGCGAGCUGAGCAGGCUUGGCGGUCGCAUCAAAUCCGAGCAGCCCAACAGCAGCUUGUACACGUAUGAGGCAACUUUGACAAUGCAAGCCGGUGGCGGUGAGAAAGAGCUGCCUUUGAACCCCGAGCAGCUCCUCCUUCGUGGUGCAACUCUGCGCAACACUCCCUGGAUUCACGGCGUUGUCGUCUUUACCGGCCAUGAGACAAAGCUCAUGCGCAAUGCCACGGCAGCACCCAUCAAGCGCACCAAGGUCGAGAAGAAGCUGAACAUCUUGGUCCUGGUCCUGGUCGGCAUCCUCCUGGUUCUUAGUGUCAUCUGUACAGUGGGAGACCUCGUCCAGCGUAAGGUCGAGGGCGAAGCUCUCUCAUACCUGAUGCUGGAUUCCACUGGUUCCGCCGGCGACAUUGUGAAGACUUUCUUCAAGGACAUGGUCACCUACUGGGUUUUGUUCUCAUCGCUUGUGCCCAUUUCGCUUUUCGUCACCCUGGAGAUGGUCAAGUAUUGGCACGGUAUUCUCAUCAAUGAUGACCUCGACAUCUACUAUGACAGAACGGACACCCCUGCAAACUGCAGAACAUCCAGCUUGGUGGAGGAACUCGGCAUGGUUGAAUAUGUCUUCUCCGACAAGACCGGCACGCUGACCUGCAACAUGAUGGAGUUCAAGCAGGCCUCGAUUGGCGGGAUUCAGUAUGCGGAGGACGUUCCGGAAGACCUCAGGGCUACGAUCCAGGAUGGUGUUGAAGUUGGAAUCCACGACUACAAGCGACUCGCAGAGAACCUCAAGGGCCACGAAACGGCUCCCGUCAUCGACCACUUCCUGUCGCUUUUGGCCACCUGCCACACGGUUAUCCCCGAGCGAAGCGACGAAAAGGGCGGCAAGAUCAAGUACCAGGCAGCUUCACCCGACGAAGGAGCCCUCGUCGAGGGCGCGGCUUCCCUGGGCUACGUCUUCACCGACCGCAAGCCGAGGUCUGUCUUCAUCGAGGCGAACGGACGGGAGCAGGAAUACGAACUAUUGGCCGUCUGCGAAUUCAACUCCACCAGAAAGCGCAUGUCGACGAUCUACCGAUGCCCCGACGGCAAGAUUCGCGUCUACUGCAAGGGUGCCGACACCGUCAUUCUCGAGCGCCUGAACGACCAAAACCCCCAUGUUGAAGCCACGCUCCGUCAUCUGGAAGACUACGCCUCCGAAGGUCUGCGAACACUGUGUCUGGCAAUGCGCGAGGUACCCGAGCAGGAGUUCCAGGAAUGGUUCAAGAUUUACGAAAAGGCAUCCACCACCGUCGGUGGCAACCGUGCCGAUGAGCUGGACAAGGCCUCGGAAAUCAUCGAACGCGACUUCUACCUCCUUGGAGCGACCGCUAUUGAAGAUCGCCUCCAAGAUGGCGUCCCGGAGACCAUUCACACUCUGCAGCAGGCCAACAUCAAGGUGUGGGUCUUGACUGGUGAUCGACAGGAGACUGCCAUCAACAUUGGCAUGAGUUGCAAGCUCCUCAGCGAGGACAUGAUGCUCCUGAUUGUGAACGAGGAAAGCGCCGCCGCGACGAGGGACAACCUGCAGAAGAAGCUCGACGCCAUCCGGACACAGGGCGACGGAACCAUCGAAACAGAGACACUGGCCCUCAUUAUCGACGGCAAGUCCUUGACGUACGCUCUGGAGAAGGAUCUGGAGAAGCUCUUCUUGGACUUGGCCAUCAUGUGCAAGGCAGUCAUCUGCUGCCGUGUCUCCCCCCUCCAGAAAGCACUUGUCGUCAAGUUGGUCAAGAAGUACCAAAAGGAAGCCAUCUCUCUCGCCAUCGGCGACGGCGCCAACGACGUGUCCAUGAUCCAGGCCGCCCACAUCGGCGUGGGUAUCAGCGGUAUGGAAGGUCUCCAGGCUGCUCGAAGCGCCGAUGUCUCUAUCGGACAGUUCAGGUACCUCAGGAAGCUCUUGCUGGUGCACGGUGCCUGGAGUUACCAGCGUGUUGCCAAGACCAUUCUGUUCUCAUUCUACAAGAACAUCACCUUGUACAUGACGCAGUUCUGGUACACGUUCCAAAACGUCUUCUCUGGUGCGGUCAUUUACGAAUCCUGGACCCUAUCCUUCUACAACGUCUUCUACACCGUUUUCCCUCCCCUGGCCCUGGGUAUCCUGGACCAGUUCAUCUCCGCGAGACUCCUUGACCGCUACCCUCAGUUGUACAACAUGGGCCAGCAGAACCAGUUCUUCAGACUGAAGAUCUUCGCCGAAUGGGUCGCCAACGCCAUCUACCACUCCAUCAUCCUCUACGUCUUCGGCGAGCUUAUCUGGUACGGUGACCUCAUCCAGGGUGACGGACAGAUUGCGGGCCACUGGGUCUGGGGCACAGCUCUUUACGCCGCUGUCCUGCUCACCGUCCUCGGAAAGGCGGCCCUCAUCACGAACAACUGGACAAAGUACCACGUUCUCGCCAUCCCGGGCAGUAUGCUCUUUUGGUGGGGUUUCAUCGCGCUGUACGGUACCGUUGCGCCCAUGAUCCCCUUCUCGGCCGAGUACCACGGCGUCAUCCCCAAGCUGUACAGCAGCCCGGUCUUCUGGCUGCAGACCAUCUCUCUGGCCCUCAUGUGUCUACUGAGAGAUAUUGCCUGGAAGUUCGCCAAGCGCAUGUACAUGCCGCAAACCUACCACCACAUCCAGGAGAUUCAGAAGUACAACAUCCAAGAUUACAGACCUAGAAUGGAACAAUUCCAAAAGGCCAUCCGCAAGGUGCGCCAAGUACAGCGUAUGCGUAAGCAGCGCGGCUACGCCUUCUCCCAGGCAGACGAGAGUCAGACGAGAGUGCUCCAGGCGUACGACACGACACAGCAGCGUGGUCGCUACGGCGAGAUGACCAGCUCGAGACCUCAAGGCAGGUAA